AUGAGAAAGAAAAUAGAGAAAACAAAAAAAAGUAUUUAUCUUUAUCAAACUUUAGAACCUUGGACUGAUUAUGAGGAUUCACAAGUUAUAUAGUUAGUUGAAUUGCAUGGUCCUCAUAAAUGGACUUUUAUUGCUUCAAAAUUACCAGGAAGAAUAGGGAAGUAAUGCAGAGAAAGGUAAUAAUCCUAUUUUAAAAAUGAAUAGAUGGCAUAACCAUUUGAAUCCACUAAUUAAAAAACAACCUUGGGAUCCUGAUGAAGAAUGGAUACUGUUUUUAUAUCAUAGAGCAAUUAGUAAUAAAUGGGCAGAAAUUGCUAAACAUUUAGAAGGAAGAACAGAUAAUGCAAUAAAAAAUCAUUGGAAUUCAGGUAUGAAGAAGAGAAUUUCAGAAUUCAAUGAUAAACUAUAGAAUAUUAAAUAAUAGUUUGUUCUAAAAGGGUUGUAUUUUAUAAUUUUAUGAAGAAAGACCUUCUUAUUUUGAUCAGUUUCAGAUUGAAUUUGAAAAAAAGGCUCUUGAAAUCAUUUUUUUAAAUAAAACUUAUGUUAGUUUGUUAACUGAUUCAGAGGAUGAAAAGGAAGAACCUAAAAAAUAACCAGUCUUUCAAAGCAAAUAGAGCACUGCUUUAAGAAAGCAGCAUUAUGUAAUUUUGAUUAUUUAUGAAAGAAUGAUUCAAAAAUCAAAACAAUUCUCAAGCAUCCUAGAAGAAAUCGAAUGCAUAAAAAAUAUCUUCUUUUCAAAAAGUAGCAAAGGGAUGGUGUUAAUUCAAAUAAAUAACAUAUACUACAAUGGACUUAAACUCCUUAAAAAUAUGAAAAGUAAAUAAUAUUCCUAUAUUAAAUUAAGUGAUGAUUAUUAUUACACACCUGCAGCAUUUAAUAAAUAAAGAAGAUUGAGCCAUAGCAGUUUUAAAUAUAGUUAACAAUAAAGCUAUGUAUUACAAUAUUCAAAUAAUAUAGUUUAAUGAAUCCUUUAUGGAAAGAGAGGAACUCAAAUAGAAUCUAUUCCUCUGA
Paramecium octaurelia is the source of this 1011-nucleotide messenger RNA. The record is from the annotation of a GenBank genome assembly. NCBI's taxonomy places the organism in Eukaryota, Ciliophora, Oligohymenophorea, Peniculida, Parameciidae.